GAAAGAGCGGGAACGGACCUCAGGCGCUGACACUGACAGUCCCUCAAGGGGUUGCUCUGUGCUUACACGGAUACGCGGGAUGUCUGUGGCAGAGGCGCAGCUGUAUGAGCGAGUCCAUUAUCGUCAUGACCCUCGCUGGCUACUGCCAGGGCAGGAGGACGGGGAGGCUUCUCUUUGCUUGGCCUGUGUUAUAGAGAUGAUCGAGGACGUAACUGUUUCAGUUAUUCGUAAGAAGUAUGUGUUAUCUGGCUUCCAAAUGUUCUUAGAAAACAAAACAUCUGCAGUUCUUGGAGUUCUGACAAAUGAUGGAAGAAUCUGUAUUCGCUUUAUGAGACAAUUGCUUGGGAUGUUGGUGAAUGUGGAAAAUGCCACUGCUUUAAACCUCAUUACUGAGGUUUUGGUGCAGUUAACUGUGAGCCUCAAAUUAGAAAAAUUUGUUCACUGUGUCUUGGAUAUAUGCAAAAAAGAGUUAUCGCAGGUUGGCAACACCAGAUUAAGCCUACCUAUGUUCAACUUUCUGGGAAAGCUUGCAGAUGCGAUGCCAAGUCUUGCCGAAAUUUUGGUGACUGAUCAUUACAACCUUGUUGAACACUUGCCAGAGGGAUUGAUGUGUCCUAAUGAAGGACUGAAGGCUUCUGUGUGUUAUUUGUAUGGCAAGCUUUACUCUUCACCCACUGCAACAGAAAAACUUAUUGCUCAUUUCACAGACAAACUAUGUGGAAUUUUUCUGUCUACGCUGGAAAAUGCCCAAACAAAGGAACUACAGCUCAAUUGCAUGGGCUUAUUGAAACAGUUGUUGAGUUUUGACCAGUUUGUAUCUAUAGUAAUGAAUUCAUCAAUAUGGCUGGAAGAUUCAGAAGAUACUCCCACAUUACAAGCACAGAAUCCUCUACCUCUUGUGCUGAAAAAAAUAUUACUAUCCAGAGAAGAAGUUUUACAGAUUGCUAGUGCACAAUGUAUUGCAGCUGUUCUUGUGCAUUCUCCAGCUAAAUAUGCUCCAUCCUUCAUACUUGCAGAUAUUCCAGAGUUUUUAUUUGAAAAUCUCUCAAACACAAGUGAAGCCCUCAUCUGGUCAAUAUACUGCUGCCUGCUACUUAUGACUGAGGAAAGGCUUUUUUUCUCAAAAUGUCACACAGCAUAUGGCAUAGAGGCUGUGUUAAGAAGUUUAAAACAAAUAUUGCAGAUCAAUAAUAUGGAACUACACAAACAGGGUCUUUUGUUACUUACAGAAAUUCUAAAGCGGCAACCAAUUGAAAUCAAGCUGUUUACUAACCCUGGCAUUUUCAAAGCUGCUGUAGAUGUACUGAAGGAGGCUGUGAACAGUCCUGUUCUGGAAGUCGCAACUGAAGCCUCUAGAGCAAUUUCUGCAUUUCUAAGGAAGGAUCACCUCAGCAUUCCAGUGCAGUAUGAUGAGUUAGAGAAGUUACUCUCUAGGAUAUUUGAACGCUGUGCAGAUCUUCAUUGUACAUCAGUGACUAGGAGACCAUCUAAACACCAAAUUAAUAGAGAUGAGAUAAGAAGUAUGUCGCGACAGGGUCAUCUUCUUACUAAUGCUUUGGAGAUCUUCCAUAAAGCCUGCAGAUUGUCUCUAGACUGUGGAUGUGAUUCUACAGCUCAUGAGAAUGCAUUCACUGCACCAUCUUCUGCGAGCACAGAUACACUGGAGAUAUUUUCUUGGUACCUGUUAAAUACAUGUGACAAUUUUUGCAUACCUACUGUUUUGAGAUGUUAUGAAUGGACACCAGUUCCAGCAACAAUGGAGAUAUUUUUUUCACUUCUUACUGAUAUAUUUGCAGUUGUGCCUAGUAUGAAGGAAAAGGUUUCUGUGAAACUAGCUUCUUCCUCAUUCAUCAGAUUGGCAAUGGAGGUGAAGUCGACAUUAUGUUCAGGUCAAAGGAACAUUAAUCUAAACAAUACUUGUUCUAAUUUCCUGUGCUACUUAUGUAGCACUCUGUGGGAAGUGAUGGCAGCAGGAGAGACCAAUUCUCAGAAAGAAGUAUCUGAUGUUUUAAAAAAGAGUAUGAUUGACAUUGAUGGCAGUAAGGCAGAAAGUAUUUCAGUUUUACUGGAAUCACCAAAUAACUGUACCAAUAGUCAGGCACUGAGAUGCCAUCAAGAGGCACUUCUUGUGAUUAUUUCUAUAGCUUACCUUAUGGAAGACAGAUUUAUACCAGAGACUGACUUAUUCUGGGCAAUUCUAAGUUUUCUUCAUUCCAUGCAAAGUCAAGGUGAACAUGUUUCCCCAUAUGUACUUAGAGGCGCUCUAUAUCUUUUGUCACAAUGCCAGGAAAAAUGUGAAACUUUAAAUACGAUUUCGCUAAAUGUGAUUUGUAAAAUAUUAGAAAAUGUUCCUGAAAUCCACCUGGUCUACUUUCAUCAUCCUAUUUUCCUCAAAUUCUUCCUCCGCUAUCCCCAGCUGAUGCAGAAAUAUGGUAGACAAGUGAUGGAACUUUGGAUUAUUCAAGAAGAUUGCAGUGUAGUGAGCGAGAAGAACCCAAAAGCAAGCAAUGUGGCUAAACUCAUGCCAGCUACCCAAUGUACUUCAAAUCCAAUACUAAGUAUACUGCACAGCUAUCCAAAUGUGAUUCUUAUUUUGUUGGAUCUAUUAUAUAGUGGUUCAGUGGAUUUGGCUGAUAAAGUCCUUGUCAUAUUACAAACUUUUCUACAUGAAAAAAACAAAUUUCCUGCUUCAAAUCUACUUAUAAAUUAUAUUCUGCAAACAUUGCAAGAAACCUUAAUCUCUUCAAACUUGCAAGAAAAGAAGAACUUGCCAUUGAUUCUCAGUCUUCUAUGCCUGAUGCAGCAUGAAAAUACUGCUGACAGUGUGAUGGAUGGCACUUACUUUAAGCUCCUUUACCAUGUGAGCAAUAUUUCUGGGAAAUGUAAUUCCAGCAAUGUGAGCAUUCUCAAGCCCGCACUCAACUUUCUACACUGUAGCCUUCAUCAAGCUAGUACAAGCUGGAAGAAAAGAGCCACAUCAGUGCUGCUCUCUAACAACUCUCUGAUUGAGCUGUUAGAACAAAUACUGGAAAGAACAUUGGAUGGAGCUAAAACCUCUGCCAGUGAAUUGUGUGAGACCCUCUGCUGCUCUGCCUGGCAAAUAACUUCCUCCCUGAUUUGUUUCCAACAGUGCUAUAACUUGCAGGUACACAAAACUGUUCAUGUAAAUGUGCAUAAUGUGGUGAAUUUAAUUUCAUUUAAGUAUAAGGAUACAUCAUCCUUGCUAAUGGUUAGUCUUCUUCAGCUGUUUAAAUCAUUACUGAGUCAGAAAUUCUCCUCACCUCUUGUCACCAUGCUUCCAGAAAAGGACAGUCAGGUCCUGACAGAUAUGGAAGCAGCUAUUCAGCCCUUGUCAACACAGAGCACACUUUACCUUGUUGCUGCUUUACAGAAUCUCAUGAUACAGAAAGACACACUCCUUGUACAGGCAACUAUAGAUUGUUUUGGAUCUCUUUUAGAUUUUUUGUACGACAAAGCGGUUGACCUUGCUCUUCAUGUGGCAUCACAGCCAUGGAACAGAUCUGUGCUUCUUGUAUUUUUACAUUGCAAGGAAAAUGGCUACUUACAGCCUGGUGUUCUUCGGUUCAUGGCACUGUUUGUGAAAUAUGAGAUCAUGAGCAUUCUUACUCUGGAUGAAAUAAAGCAAAUUAUUGAUGAGGCAGCAAAACUGAAUCUAUCUGACCUUCCAUAUACUGUUGUGCUGGAUUUACAGUUUUUCUUGGUGGAGUUACGGAACAAAAAGUUAGCAGAUGAAUCUGCUAACAGAUCAAUAAUUCAGGAACUUUUGCAAAAAAUUGAUGAUAUUCAGGAGUCAGCUUCCAGCAAUAUAUCAUGUGUAGAUGGCAUUGCGAAGCACCCAUCUCAUGUAGCAGAAUAAAGCAAAAAAUGUCACUACAGUAUUUCAUGCCAGUAAUUAAUCAACGUCUGUCAAGUCUGUAAAUGGAAAUCAGUAAUAAUAAUAUCGUCCAUUCUGAAAUAAUAAAAUCGUUUUCUGUUAUUAUAAUAAAAGUAUGUUUUUGUAGUUAUUUGUAAAAAUACAAUUUCUUCAGUGUUCAUGCCCUUAAGUCUGCCUAAUAAUAUUGCAUUGGUAUGAAAUAAAAUGUUUUGUUAAGGUAACAAGAUACUACAUAUUAUUUACAAUUACAGCUAUCCAGUAAUGCACACCACAUAAUAAACAGCCCAGGCCAUAGUGCAAUAACAACCUACAUACUGUGUUAUUACAGAAGAAACAUUGUACUCAGGGCUAAUAACAA
Messenger RNA from Pseudophryne corroboree (corroboree frog), 4253 nucleotides. RefSeq names its product meiotic double-stranded break formation protein 1 (gene MEI1). The coding region runs from base 80 to 3877 and encodes 1265 amino acids. The record is from RefSeq and is a predicted model, not a curated record. Gene Ontology annotation, biological process: meiosis I. The transcript has 31 exons. Lineage: Eukaryota; Metazoa; Chordata; Amphibia; Anura; Myobatrachidae.